AAGACGUGCGCGCGGUUUGUUAUCGUUCUUGAUUUCGUCCACACCUUUUGAAAGCUGCGAAUGAGCGGGGAACACGCGUACCGGCAAUAAAAGCGGCGGCAGCAAAACAGAGUAGAGCCAUAAAAGAGUAAUUAUUACAAAAUCGUGUUCGGCGUGUAAAUUGGUUGGUGUUGGUGUCGGGUUUUGUCGGUUCAGGCCACGUUAAUGCAUAAUGCGGUGUAAAGUGCAGAGCAUAAACCAGUUCACAGUGUCGCCCCAAACGCCGGUCCCGGCUUGCUUUCAAUUAAACCAGUGCCAGGCAGCAGCAGCAGCAGCGUCGCCCCAAGCGACCAACUAGUUUGUGUGCGUGUGUGCAGCCAGCAGCCACAGAAAACGGCCAAAAGCAAAGGAAUUUAUGCGGCGGCCGAGAGCCGAAAACAGACAACAAUAGGUAAAGCAGGAGACGGAAUCUGAAGCUGCAGAGGAUUCAAGCCCAGAAGUUGUUUGACCAGUUUCUCUGUCUGUACCAGUGUGAGUUUGUGUCUCUCUCGCUCUUUGUUUUUUGGCUAAAAGGCAGACGCAGAGAUAGUGUUUGUGUGGUAUGAAUCUAGUGCCCGAUCCGUACGUGAGCAGUGCCCCAAGUCAAUGAGGAGGAGGAGCAGCAGCUAGUGAAGCCAGCAUCCAAGCAGCCAAGAGAUGCCCUUUGUACAGCGCGUGGUGCAACCCGUAAAUGUGGCCCAGGCGACGGCCGCCAGCCUUGGACAUGCCUCCACCCGCUUCCACUGUGCGCCCGGCAAGUGCAAAAACAACAACUGCAUCAACAAGCAGUCGCCAGAGGCGGGAACGGAUGUCGCCGACUGCCGGGCCACCUCGCCCACCUCGCCCUCGCUGACCAGAGUCCUGGUGCAUGUGAACGGGGAUGGAGAGGACGGAGCCGGUCAGCCCCACCCACCAGCGGCCCUUCCCAUGAAGAAGCUGAAGCAGCACGUCGAAUUCCUCUCGACCUCGCCGACGCACGGCCCGAGUCGUGCCUCCCAGUCGUUGCCCAAUUCGCGGCACCCCAGCCAGCAGCGUCCGACGAUGGCGCGGAACGCCAGCGCCCCACAUUCACCCACCGCCGGCUCCUCGAAAGUCGUCUCCGGCCACGAGUUCGACUCCAUCAGCAACAUCACCCUGAGCAAUGCCCUGCGGCAGCUGGCCAGCCUGGUGCUCAUCGCCAGCGACAUCUUCGACGAUCUGCAGCGGGACCUGCAGUCGGUGGGCGAGCGGGCCGGGCGGGUCCAGCGCAAGAUAGCGGCCGUGGAGCGGCGCGUGUGUGCCUACGAUCCGAAAAUGGUCACAGUUCCUGAAAGCGACCUCCUCACCUUUGCACAGCGCAAGGAGCACUACGAGACGGACAAGUCAUUCCAGCAGGAGCUCUUCACCGGCGACACGCGGCCGCUUAGCGUUCGCCAGCUGUACACGGAGGCCGGCAAGGACCGGCCCGUUGGAGCGGCCACCGCAGGAGCCCUCGCGGCUCUGGCCCAGUCCAAUGCCACGGCCACGGGCACCACUCCGCCGCGUUCCAUUUCCUUCAACGGGGACGGAACGACGGGGGCCUACCACAAUGGUCACGAUGUCCUAACGAACGGAGGCGGAGUCUCCGAGGACUCCGAGGACUAUUUGAUCUGCGUGUCCGACUUUGGCAAUGCCAAUCGCAAGCUGCGCACGCGCAUCGAUGCCGAGAUCGAGAUACGUUUGCCCGCUGCCAUCGAGGAUCUGCGGAAGUGGACCUCCAGCGAGGCGCUGGGUGAUGUCACCGUCACGCCCGAUUGCAUGCACCAUGUGGACACCUCGAUAAGCACCUCCAUGGUCAUCGGCGACAGUGGCGUCCACACGCCCGCCCUCUCUCCGUCCGUGCUGUCCGCCGAUGCCGCCGACGCCCUGUACGCCCAGAACCUUAGCCAGGCGGCGGACAGCAGCUCCCACCAUCAUCAUCAUCCAUCCCAUCAUCACAAUCAGGCAUUGCUGCCGAACGAUAUCAAUAAAGAUGUGCCUUUGAAUCAUCGACUGCCUUCACCCGAGGAGCAGACCAAACAGAUUGCCUUAAAAUACCCCGCCGAAGUGAUUUCGGUGAACAUUUCUGGAAAGAAUUUCCAGCGAAUGUGUGCGGCCCGCAAGUCCACGGCAGGAUGCUUUGCCGGUGGCACCACCCCGGCGGCCUCCUCGAGCAGCGCCAGUCCCGAAAACGGACAGACGGAGGCCAACAACCUGGACGACAACGUGCAGACGGUUAGCCGGAGGUCGCGGUCCCGCAAGGUGCGCGGCAAGCGGAGGAACACGAUAGCCGGCAUCGACCAGAAGGAGAUCCAAGACGCAGCCAAUGGCAGAAAUGGAGAGUCCUCCUCGAAGCAGAAUGCCUCAUCGAGUGCCACAUCGCCGGCACCGGCUGCGGCCAGUGCGGACACGCCGGAGGGCGCCAAGAAGUCGAAGAAGUUCGGACGCAGCAAGUCCAGCGACAUCUUAAAAAAGGAAUCUGUUGCCUUGCCCUACGACAAAGGCAAGAGCACCCUGACCCGCCUCAACUCCCUGAAGCAGUGGGGCCGCAACCGGUUCAAGUUCAUGCACCGGGCGGGAGAGCUGAACGGCCUUGGGGAGAGCAGCCAGCUGGACACCAGCGGAUGCAGCUCCCAGAACAGUUCCGCCGAGAAGCCGGACAGCAGCAGCCAUGGAUCGCCGCCGGGCCUCGGCUCCUCGAGCGUGGAGCGGGGUGGUGGCAAGUCCAAGGCCAGCGCGAAACCCAAGCGCGACAUUGACGAAGAGUGUGUGGUGCACGAUCUGAUCGCCCAGAAGAGUGAAUCUCGGUUUUCGCACGAACGAAAACCCUCGUAUUCCUCCUCGGAGAAGAGCAUGAGCGUGUCGAGCAGCGGCCAGCUGAGGGGCAAGCUCCAGCUCUCCUCCACGCUGGCGGCGGCCAACGUGAAGAUGCGGGAGACGGCCACGCUGAACAGACAGCGGCGGAACGGACUGCACGGCCUGGCCGGCAAGGAUGAGCAGCCGCACUCUUCUAGCGGCAACUGGAGCGCCAGCUCCGAGUCGGGACGCGCCUCCAUCGGCAGUGAGAUCACCAUGCAGCCCAAGUCUAGUGCCUCCAACACCUCGCUGAAUGUGUCCAGCUUCCAGCCGUGCAACAGCAGUGGACCGCCCUCCUCAAUGAUGAGCCGGCGGCGAUUCCUGAACACCUCCGCCUCGAGCAGCGUGACCAGCGAGGGCACAGCUACGCCGGAGCUGCAGACGGAGGCUGGGGCGUAUCCCAACCAUCUGGACGACGAGACCAGCUCCGCGUACAGCUGCGACACCGAGGGCUACUACACCUCUUUCCACAUGGACAGCGGCCUGCGCACGCUCAAGGAGGAGGAGCCACCGAUGACCCCGCUGCAGCAGAGCCUGCACACCAGCUCCUACUCCUUCGGCAGCCAGUCGAACCAGACGGUGCUCAACGCGGAGAACGAGUACGAGCUGUACGGCCGGGGUUCCACCUCGACCACGACCAGUUCGGCGGGCACUGUCUGCACCACGCUCCUGAACGGAGCCAUCUCCGGGCCGGAUGUGCCGGAGCGGACCAGCUCGCUGGGCAAGCACAGCUCUGGCCAGAGCCAGAGCCACAGUCAGAGCAACAGCAACAGUGCCAGCAGCAGCACCCUGGAGCGGAGCUACAGCAGCAGCACCAUCGGCAGCACACUGGAACGGACGGGAACCAUCAAGAGGAACGUGAAGAUGGCGCCCAAUGCUGAGGAUGCUGCCAAGCAGGAGGAUCAGCAGCAGCAGCGUUCGGCCAUGCCUCUACCGGGCGGGGCAACGGAGCUGGAGUUCUCGGAGAGCUCGGAUCUGGAGGGAGUGGAGCGCAUCGAGCGGAUCAAGCAGAAGACGGCCAUCACCUCGAAGCGGAUUCCCUCGAUGUGCAUCAUCACGCCCACGACCAGCGACGAUGACGAGCACCACUCGCAGGCCGAUCGAACCCUCACCAAUCUCUCCGUGGACGUGGAUGUGGACCAGGAUGAUGCCGCAGAGCCGGAACAGAGGACACCAACAAAUGCGAAUGCGGAGAGUAGCAAAGACCACAACCUAAACGAGCUGAAGCAGACGCCAACGAAAGCUUUGAGCGGAAUGUUUGAGAAGCUCAAGGUGAAGCUUGUGCCGGGAAAAAGCUCUCCGGUUAAGCCAAAGCCUAAGCCCGCCUCCGCCAGUGCCGUCAAUGACGACGAGCUUUACGACCUGGCGGGCGAGUACGUCACCAUUGCGGAUAUCAGCAACAACAACAACAAUCACAGGGCAAAGAUUACGCCCUCGGGCGCUGGCUCCAGCCUCGGCAUCUACUAUUCCAAUGACAUAGUUCGUCGCGGAGCCUCGGCUUCGGCUGCUGCUACGUCCGAGUACGUGUCGCUGAACGAGCUGCCUCAGCACUUGCGUCGGCAUGCAACCCAUGGCUCUCCCUCUGCCCUACCGCUGCCGCUGAGCGAGAGCGGGGCCUGCGCACAGCUGCUGCUGCCCGGUGAGACGGCAGCAGCUGGCAAGGCCACCCCGCCACCCCAUCUGCAGCAGCAGCGGCAGAGGCAGCAACCCACCCGGAGCGAGGGUUGCGGGGUGCCGAUGUAUGCGGAAAUCAGCGAACUGCGCGAGGAGAAAUCGCUCGUCGCCGCUCAGCAGCAGCAACAGCAGCAGCAGCAGCGUCGGGUGCGCACGACGGCCGAGGGCAGAGUCAUAUACGAUUCCGACAGCUUGAAGCGGCGCAAGGGUGCACACACCACUUUUGCACCUGGGCCCUACGUAAAGGAAACCGAAAGUGCCCUGCUCAGUGCAACGCGAGACGCCGCUACGGGCGAAAGUGCAACAUCAGCAGCAGCAGCAGCAGCAGGAGAACCCGGAUCUAUAGAAGCAGAAUCCACGGCCACAUCCCCUCUGACGGCGACAACAAAGAGCGCCAAGCUAUUGCUAUUGAGCAGCGGCGGUAUCGCUGGCAACCACCGCAAGGUGGCCAAUGUGCGUCCCAUAGUAGCCAAGUCGCCGCUCAGCAAGAUCCCUCAGAGCAGCAGCAUGGCUGCGUAUCAGUCAGCGACAGUCGGCGGAGGCACCUACCAGGAGCAGAAGCAGUUGCUGGCCAACCACACGAAUCCCUUCUACGAAACAAUUGCAGCCGCCGCCGCUGCCCCGGCAACGGGCAACAUGAUGCCUUCGCCCUCGGGCAACUCCAACUCAUCGACUGGCUCCACGGCCACCAAUUCGUCCUCCUCUACGGCGUCGGCCCACUCCGGCGAAGAAGGGUAUCAACGUUUCUCUAACAUCUAUGAGCAAGUGCAGCCUGCACAGACCACCACACAGCCCACAGAUGACUCAGCCACGCCAUUCCAGCGAAGCGCACCCAUCUACUGGACACUGCAGAGUCGCCGCAACCAGCAGAAAGCACAGCCUAGUGGCAACGUUACCUGCCGGGAUGAUCUGUACGCCACGCCAAUACGGCGAGCCGAUCGCCUGGCCCGGGCAGCGGCCGCCACUGGAGCUGCUGGCCCCUCAGUGGACAACCCAGAUGGCAAAAGCAACAUAUCGCCAAUUGUGCCAAGGACUCGCGGCGGAGCCUUCCUCACGUCCACGCCCACUCGCGGUGAGGUGGAGAAGGCAGGAGAGAAUGCCCAAGUACCGCCAAUGAAGCAGCCCUCGCGAAACUGGUCCGAUGAUGCGCCGGAGCGACUGAACACUUGCGCCGAUCGCAUUGGUCAGAGCAAGACGACGUUGAUGGACUUCAAGAAGCUGCUGCUGGCCAAGUCAGCCAAGACGAGUCCCGUACAGCGGAAAAUGUCAGCCGUGGAACUGCUGAAGAAGUCGUGCGGUCAAACAUCUGGCCCAGCACCAACGACGAAGGCCAGUGGACCUGCUGCCAAAGUGGGAACUGCAGCGCCAGGAGCAGCCAAGGCCACGAUUAACUCCAGUCUCAAGCUGCUCGAUCUGAGCGGCUCGCCAAAGACGUUUGCCAACCGCAGGAUGCUGCGUCAGGGCCAGUUCGGAUCGCCAUCCAAGACCUUUGUGCCAAAGGCCCGUGGUCCUGUUAAUGUGGUGGCCGCUGCAUCUGCCGCACCACGAACGGACAUUAUGUCCACCACAAUACCAGAGGCCAACAGCGAGGAGGAUCACUCCAACACAAGCGGAGGAUCACGUGCCAGCUCUGAGGCGGGAGAAACAGCAAUCAGCCCUCCUGUUGUCACCUCCAGCUACGAUCUGAAGCGCAAUUUUUUCCUGCAAACCGAGCAGAACAACUUCAUGCGCGGCGAGUUUAAGCACACCUUCGCGGGCAAAGGAGGCAACUCUGCAGGAUCCAGUGCAGAGAGCAACAAAUGUGCGAACGCUCCACUAGUGGCCACUGCACUGCCGUCGUUUGAGACAGCCCUCUAAGAGACUUGGCGAUGCAAACGGGUCUAACCCGCCUUUGCAUUCGCAGGAGGCACAGAAGUAGGACCCG
Molecule: messenger RNA, 6469 nt
Organism: Drosophila persimilis
Lineage: Eukaryota; Metazoa; Arthropoda; Insecta; Diptera; Drosophilidae
Gene: gukh
Exons: 6
Coding region: 676-6402 (1908 amino acids)
Biological process (GO): actin cytoskeleton organization
Cellular component (GO): cytoskeleton
Molecular function (GO): protein kinase A regulatory subunit binding
Source: RefSeq, a predicted model, not a curated record